ACCCGGUACUUUCUCACGGUACGCAUUGCAUUCCCAUCUACGGCAAUACUACAUCUGACGGUAAUCCGACGAUUCCGACGAUUCCGACGACAAAAGCUCCCACUGCCAACAACAACAUCAUGGUUGCCUUCUGCUUCCGGGCAUUCUUGAUCACCACGGGGGCCAUUUCGCUGGCCUCUGCAGUGAAGCGACCCGACUGGUUGUCCCACGUCGACAAGGUCAAACUACAAGAAUACAUGGGCGUCGCGACAGAACGCCACAACGAGGCCAUUCGGACCGCUCUCCAAACCUACGAAGUCGACCAACCCACGACCCUGACGGAAGAAGAGCAAGCAAAAGAAACCGAGCUCAGAGAGAAUCUAAAGCUCAACGAAUACAGGAUCAAAGCACCCGGUAGAUUGCCCGACUUUCACGACGAAUUAGGAGAAUCGCCCGUAUUUGUGACGAACAGCGAGACACCCUUGUUCUCCAAGGAGGAAUGCAACGAUGUCGUUGGAAUGGCGGAUGCGUAUUUUGAUUCCAAGGACGAAAUGGCAAAGAUGCCAUCUGGUCAAUAUUACAUCCAGGGAUUCUGGAUCAAGGACGUACCGGAUGUCAAGAAAUGGUUUGUCGAGAAGUGCCGAAGUCGCAUGUUCCCUCUUUUGAAAAAACAAUUUCCCGAUUUUGUAGACGACAUCGAAGAUUUGGUGGUCGAUAGCGCCUACUUGUUCAAAUACAAACCGGAACCGGGUCUCCGAACCGAAAUCCACACGGACGGAGGAUGUUUGUCGUUUACUUUUGCCCUSAACCCGAAAUCCGAGUACGAGGGAGGCGGCACGUGGGUAGAAGGACUGACUUCCGACGAAGAUCCAGACAUGGGAGAAACAAUCGAGAUGGAUAUGGGCCACUGUACAAUCCGACCGGGAGGAGUCCGUCACUGUGGAAAUCCGCUUAAGAGCGGAACGAGAUACAUCAUUGGUGGAUUUUGCAUGAACAAAAAACGCGUCGAGCACGUUCGUCAGCUAGUCAACAAUUGUCCACAGAGAACGUCGGCCAAAACAACCAGGGAGGCACUGGAGUGCGCGAUUGCUCUCAAUCCCGAAUUCGAGGGACCCUACACACCCCUGGCACAAAUCUACGAGAACGACGGUACACCGGAGAAGGCCAAGCAAGUUAUGGAAGACUGCUUGCGCCUCGCUAAUCCAAAGUCCACAGCGUCUUCUUAUUAUUUGGGCACUUUCAAGUACAAAGAAGGAGACUACAAGGAGGCAAUGCGCUACAUGAAAAAUUGCCUAGAAAUCGACCCCAACGACGGAGAUGCCCUCGGAACCUUGUCGCAUUGCUACGCACAACUGAAAGACGUAGAGAAGGAAAAAGAAACGCUCCAGAAAAUCAUCGAGGCACCCGGUGUCGCCAAUCCGGUUCUUUCCCAAGCCUAUUGCAAUCUUGGAAUUAUGCACGCCGGCGAGGGUGAAGAACUAUUGUACUAUGCCAAAUCCCUCGAGGCAGAGCCGUCCAGUUUGCCCGCCAUGCACAAUCUUGGAAAUGCCCUGGCAAGGCGCGAACAAUGGGAUCGAGCGGUCGGAGUCUUUCGACGAGUGGUAAAGGAUUUGGCCAAGACGAACGAAGAGAAAUACACGUACCUGAAAAUGCUGUACCAGGUUUCAACAGCAAAAUUAAGGGCAGACGCCACAGCCAAAGACCAAGCAGACCUUAUGUCGCAGCUGGCGGCCACCAUGGGCCAGGAGAAUCUCGAUCAAUUGGUGGCAUUUCAAAAAACCAUGAGGUAGAUAACAAAAAUUCAUAGUAUCUAGUCCAACAGUAUUGUGGCAUGUUUUUGUCGCAUUUUCACAACUACAUAUGUCCUUCAUGCUGUCGAGCAAGGCAUUCAAUACAAUGCUAUACAAGGU
Pseudo-nitzschia multistriata is the source of this 1889-nucleotide messenger RNA. NCBI's taxonomy places the organism in Eukaryota, Bacillariophyta, Bacillariophyceae, Bacillariales, Bacillariaceae. The record is from the annotation of a GenBank genome assembly.